Bipolaris maydis ATCC 48331 is the source of this 708-nucleotide messenger RNA. Lineage: Eukaryota; Fungi; Ascomycota; Dothideomycetes; Pleosporales; Pleosporaceae. The record is from RefSeq and is a predicted model, not a curated record.
AUGUCGACAUUUCGACUCCUUGCCCUGAUCAGUACUAGGCAGAAUGGCAAACUUCUUCGAGCAGACCAAUUUCGCCUUUACAAUCCCGGCACAAAUGGAGUUGUUUUCUCGCGGACGAGUGAAAAACCCGAGUUUGGGACUGUCUCAAAUAAACUUAGGACCUUCGACGACCAAUGUUUCACCUUUGAACCAGAAGAUAUGGAAAUGAUCAACAUUAAGUAUGAGCUUGAGAAUUGUGUCAUGGGGAGUACCCCGCCUACAAGCGUUUUCUCACAGGAUACGGUAAACACCACUUCGGUGGUACAAAAUCCAUCCCUGCAGUUUACGGUAACUACAACACAACAGUCCACUUUUGAAACUGAAUCUGGGAUAGAGUUAGGUACUUUGACUAAGUUCAGUGCCGGAGUACCUGUUAUCGUAGAGACUUCGGUGGAGAUGAGCACAAAGCUCCAUGAAAACUUGUCAUGGGGCACUAUGAACAGUCACUCUAAGAUUAUUCAAACCAAUCUGGUAGUGGCCGUCCCUCCACACACGGCUAUCAGAGCCACUGCAACUAUGACUGAAUUUACGAGUAGUUUACCCUUCACGGCGAGAUGGAAAUCGGUGGACACCGAGAAGACAAUCGUUGCCCGGGGGAUUUACAAGGGUGUCAACAGCUCGAACUUGAGAACCAACUACUACCCAAUCCAGAAACCAAAGGCCCCUUGA